Poecilia latipinna (sailfin molly) is the source of this 6356-nucleotide messenger RNA. RefSeq names its product muscleblind-like protein 2a. NCBI's taxonomy places the organism in Eukaryota, Metazoa, Chordata, Actinopteri, Cyprinodontiformes, Poeciliidae. Gene Ontology annotation, molecular function: metal ion binding; RNA binding. The coding region runs from base 639 to 1811 and encodes 390 amino acids. The record is from RefSeq and is a predicted model, not a curated record. Gene Ontology annotation, biological process: regulation of RNA splicing. The transcript has 9 exons. Gene Ontology annotation, cellular component: nucleoplasm; cytoplasm.
AACUACGUCAUUACAUUAAAAUGACGGUCGUACAGUAAGCUGUCAAAAGCUUGUUGCUUAAAUCUUUGCAGCGCUGCAAAGUGGGGAAGAAAUUAGGUCGGACAAGCUUUAAUUCUUGUUGCAGGGCAGGAAUUAGACGGACUGUUGAACAGACAUAUCGGGGACACUUGACAUCUUGUUUUCCGCUAGUUCAGUCGCCGUUUUGUCCGUGUGUCCUCCUGGCUGCUGCUGCGUGAUAUCCUUUCCUAACGAUGAGAUCAGCAAAAGAAGUGCCUUUGAGAAGACAACCCCAGUCUGAAGCUGGUUCCCAGUCAUAGCUGGCCUAUGCUCCGUUUUUAAAGACCAAUCUAAGAACUAACAUAUGAAAUCUCGACAGCAAACCUUUUGGUGCAAGUCUGCACACGUUCAGCACCAAGAAGAUUACUGAACUUUAGCCACAAGAAGCAGAAACGGAGAGAAGAAAAUGACCUAAGAAUGUUUUGCUGAAAUAACAUCUGGACGUGGAUUCUUUGAAACAAAGCAAAGAACAAAGCUGCAUUUAAACUUACAUGUUGUAUUAAUCUCCAGCUUUUAUUGUGGGAUUUCUUUGAACCGUGGGUUGACAUUUAACAUUUACUGUGUGGUGAAACCUCUUGGACAUGGCGCUAAAUAUGUCUUCAGUUAGAGACACCAAAUGGCUGACAUUGGAAGUCUGUCGCCAGUUUCAGCGGGGAAACUGUUCACGCAGUGAUGAGGAAUGCAAAUUUGCACAUCCACCCAAGAGCUGCCAGGUGGAAAAUGGAAGAGUCAUUGCCUGCUUUGAUUCUUUGAAGGGCAGAUGCUCAAGAGAAAACUGCAAGUACCUCCAUCCUCCUUCUCACCUGAAAACCCAGUUGGAGAUAAAUGGGCGCAACAACCUCAUCCAGCAGAAGACAGCCGCUGCUGUGCUUGCUCAGCAGAUGCAGCUGAUGAUUCCUGGACCGAGUCUGCAGCCUGUGGGACUCGGCGCUAAUACCAGUCUUGGUUAUGGGUCAUAUAUCACCCCUUUGAACCAUGGAAUGAGUCUCAUUCCCUCAGACAUCCUCUCCAGCACCCCGGUUCUUGUCCCUGGCAGCUCAGCUGUCACGGUCCAGUGUUCCUCCUCCUCCUCUUCCUCAUCUUCCUCUUCUCCAUCACAGAAGCUGCCGCGUGCAGACAAAUUAGAGGUGUGCCGGGAGUUUCAGCGGGGCAACUGCUCGAGAGGGGAGACAGACUGCCGCUUUGCUCAUCCCACUGACAGCCCAAUGAUUGACACCACCGAUAAUACAGUCACUGUUUGCAUGGACUACAUCAAGAGCCGCUGCUCCAGGGAGAAGUGCAAGUAUUUUCACCCGCCUGCACACUUGCAGGCCAAAAUCAAAUCCAGUCAACAGCAAGUCAGUCAGACCGGGAUGGCAGGCCAGGUCACAGCUGCAGCCAUGACUCAGUCGACCGCCAAAGCAAUGAAGCGACCCCUCGAGGCAGCUGUAGACCUGGCCUUCCCACCCAGCGUCCUGCAGCCCCUACCAAAGAGACCAGCCCUGGAGAAGAGCAGCUGGGCCAGCUCUCUCCUUUCACCCAGUUUAUUGCACUACCAGCAGGCUAUGGCUAAUUCACAGUUGCAGCAGGCUAUGGCAGCAUUUUAUCCUGCAGGUUCUGUCUUGUGCAUGACUCCUGCUAACAACAUUGAUCAUCCUCAAGUAACCAUCAGAAACAGACGUCAGUGCCACGUCGCAGCAGUUAAAGGUCUUUUUCAACCUCCGUACAAACAGUCUACUAGCAUCACACACAGCAUACAACAACCUGCAUGUUAAUAAAGUUGCUACUGAAAUGAGGGUUACUUUGCAUUUGCUGUAAGUGCACGCUUUUACGCCUGUGUUCAAUGCAUUUUCAAUAAUUUUUCGUGAUGCGUUCCCCCCCCUUUGCCGGUUCUGUUGAAGUCAAGGAUGAAAGCAUUUUGUCUCGUUAUACACAUUGUACAGUAACCUGGUCUGUUAAAAAGGCACUACAACUAGAGAAGUCACAAACGGCAGACAAAACAGUGUAAAUACAAUAUAAAAAUCUUCUUUUGAACUAAUCUUAACACAAUUAAUAGAGUUCUUACUUAUAAACCAUUUAAGUAUAUAGAUAUUUAUGGUUGAAAACAUUGAGUUUGGUCACAGAAAUGUCAGGUUGGUCCUAUAUUGCAGAUUACUUUUAUCUUCUUGAAUGUGCUAUUUAAUUAAAGUUUGUUUUUUUUUAUGACAAUUUCAUAGUGCCAGAUUUAAAUAUAUUUAGCAAACCAGUGGAAAGCACUUAUUCUAACUUUGAACCUCAUGUUGUGUAAAAUGAUAGCUGGCUUAUGGACAUCCCUUUAAAAUGCUCAGAGAGAUCCCCAGAGAACUGGAUCAGUGCUCCACCUUCUGGUGUGCCUUUGCAUUGCAUAGACAGGCUCUAUGCUGAGAGGAAAUGCUGUAUAAUUCAUCUGAUGUCAAAUAGUAGACCCACUCAUAAAACAUUAUGUCCUUUUAACAAUAUAAACUUCAUAUUACAAGUAAGAUGCUUAGAAGAUAUGGUUUAAACUAUAGGAAGAGCGGCUACAGACAUGAGAGAUUGCUUGGAAUACAACUGCUAAUAUUUAAACUAAAGUUGUUGUGUGAACAUUGUCAGAACUGUUUUGUUUGAAUGUUACAAGUGCCUAAACAAUCGUAGGUAGAAUUGCAAAACACAGUCCAUAUUUUCACAAAAGUAUAGAAGUUACUUUCUCUGAACUUAGAGCUUACUUUGAGUUCCUGGAACUUUCCUGAAUCAUAUUAGUUACUUUCUCAAAACUUACUGAGUUCCUAUAGAAAAGGAACAGCAUUGUGAAGUGACUUUUCUUGAACUUACUAUGUCUCAAAUCAGUCCUAUGUACCUUAUAAGUACCCAGAUACAACCCACCUCAUAAAUACAACCUGCCUCAUGAAAACAUUCAGUAUGUUCCAGGAAGUACCUAGCAAGCUUCGUGUCGGUUCCUGAAAAGAAAACUUGGAAAGUUCCAGGAAAGUGUCAAGUUUUUAGGAAAGGACGACCUCUGCGUUCCUCCAAAGUAACCUCUAAAUCCAGUGAAGUGCAGGCUGUAUUUUAUAGUGCUACUGAAUUGUACAUGCAAUGACAUCUGAGAAUACUUCAAAAGUUUUGUGUGCAAAUCACUUUGGUAAUGUACUAAUUAAGUCACUGAUGUUUGAGAUAGAUUUCCAUGCGUAGUUUGCAGUGCAAUGUCAGUGCAUUAGUAUUUUCUCGAAAUUCAAAUAAGGUUUUGUCCUUGACUAAAUUUCUCACAGACGUUCAAACUGGUGUAUACUGUGCAUAGGACCUAAUAUCCAGGUUUAAAAAUUAUAUUGUUAAAAACUAUGUUAAAAUACUUUUUGGUUUGAUAGAAUUUCAGAAGUAAAAAUUGUUUUGGUGAAAUGUACUUGUGUGGUUAAACCAUCACAGCAGCCAGACUGUCAUUUGUUUCUUUUAAGAGAAUAAUUUCUCUCUUGUAUAUUUGUAUUUUCUAUUCCAUCUUUUAGUUCUGUGUCUUACAAACUUUUGGCGAUUCUGUGUUUGUUUACCAUCUUUGAAUCAUUUUACACUUCAUUAGUUGAUACUAAAAUAAGUACAUAUGGAUAUUUUGCUAGUUUUAGGACACUUAAAAAUGUAUCCUAUUAUAUUUUAUGAUGAAUGUAAUUUAUUAAACUGACUUUGGAUCUGUUCAGUUCCUUAAAAACCUUGACUUGUAGUUUUAGCCUAUUACAAUAAAAGAAUCAGGACAAAGAAGAAACUGAGAACAUACAGUCCUCGUCACUGCCUUGUUACCUGUAAGAGACAACGAAUGUCUGUAUAAACAAGGCCGUUAAGUUGCUUGUUAUGUGCAGAAGUGCAUUGUACCACUUGUACAAAGGUCUGAAACUAAAACAGCUUGUGAUUUAAUGAGACUAUUCAGAUUGUUUGUAUAGCACUUUCGUUUAAAAUGUUACAAAGUGCUUCACGCGAGUAUGUCAUAUGAGUUGGUUCAGAAAGAUCUUCACAAGAUUAGAAUAAUAAAAUGUGUAAUAAAGAAACUAAGAUAUUUAAUUGGAUGUCAGGAAUUAAAGUGAUUGAAAACUUUGCAAAAUUAUGCAUACCCCUUGAAAUUUCUUAAUUUUCUUGUUCUAAAAAGCCACAAACUUCAGUAUUUUACAGGUAUUUAAUAAACAAAGACAAAGUGGUCAUAAAAGGAUACAUGAUUUUGAUUUAUUUUAACAUCAGAUCAAAAGCAUAUGGAAAGCAGUUGUUUUUAAGCUCUGGUCUGCCUAAAGAAACUGUAACAGUAACAAUUAGGCCUCCUAAGUUUCAUAUCUUUGGAUCUGCAAAGACCUCAGUGGGAGAAUCUUGACAACGCAACUCCUAAUGUUUCACUUUGCAAAUCUGGCCUUCAAGUAAGAGUGACAAAGAGUGGAAAGACAUAAAAAGUACAGUUUGAAGUUUGUUACAAAGCAAGUAUGGCACAUAGCUAAAAUGUGGAAGAAAUGUAACCAUUUGGCUUACGUCCAAAGUUGUAUGUGUGGCAGAAAACCAGAGUCCCCCAUGAAACAACUCAAGCCGUGCUGUGACACCUUUUGGUUGUCUGUAGGGUAAAAAGACCAGAAUGGCAUGUGGGGGUCUGCAGUCCACUCACUGUUACGCCUCUGGGAUACAGCAGAAAGUUGUCACUGCUCCCUGUCAGCUGACAUGUGUAGGAGUGAGCCAGCUUUCUGACUCAAAGGGUGAUGUAGCGAUUUACAGCAAUCACUUCACUCACAUCAUUUCUUGGUAUCAACACACCCCGGAGCGUUCGUGCUGGAGAGCACAGAGAUGGGAUAGAUCACUGGCUGUCAGCCAAGGGUAGACUCUUCAGUAGCAUUUAUGCAUGAAAAAGGACAAAAUUAGUGAAGUGUCACUUCCCCAAUGUGUUUAAAUGCUUAGAACGGAUGUUGGACAAUCAUUUUCCUCUUGUUUUUCAAAAGCUACGUUCUUAACUUGGUUUGUGGUUUAUUGUGGUUUACAAAAUAAUUUUUUUUUGUGAAAAAGGAUUCUAAUGCCCUGGACAUACAGUCUACUUUUGAAACAUUGUCAUGGCAGCAUUAAGCUGAGAGGAUGCUGGUCUGAGUUCAAAUGAAGAUGCGAUGAACUAAAUAGAGGGUAAUCCUGGAAGAAACGCUGUUGGAUGCUGGAAAGGGUUUGAGAUUAAAGUUGAGUUCACUUUCUAGCAGGACAUAGUAACUUUCAACAUACAGCCAGAGCUACAGUCAAGUGAUUAUCGCAAGAUUCAUGUGUCCCAGUCAAAGUCCAGACUUAAAUCUGCGUGAAAAUCUGCAUCCCUUCACAAUCAUGCCCUACUUUGUCUUUGUCUCUUAGAUAAAAACCAUGAAAAUACUAUGAAGCUUGUACUGGUAAUGCAACAAAAGUGAAUACUUUUGGAAGGAACUGCAUAUGUAAAUUUAUUUACAGAACCAAACAAUUUACAGUGGACCAAAACACUAAAACUUUCUGCAUACGUAGCCAAAUUAGCUAACCCAAGACCUUACUAGUGUCUCUAAAAGUAAGAAUAUAAUGAGUAAAAAUCUACCCAUCCCUUUUAAUUGAGAAUCUCAAAUCUUAUAUAAAGUCCCUGAUGUGAGUGCAUUUCUUACACACUGCUCUAUUCAGUGUUGAAGCAUUAAUAGUUCAGCAGCUGUAUUCAAUUUUAAAGUAUGAUUCCUUUUAACUUCAGUUUGUCACUAGCUGUGGAUAUGAGAUUUUCUUUUCUUUUUAUUCAACUUUCAAAUGUAAAGCACAUUUCUGAAUAUUUGUGUUACUUUUACGGACUAAGAGCUUAGCAGGAAUACGCAUGAGGCUGUUUCAGGGUUGGAUAUUUAAGACACGAGGAUUCGGACAUUAAGAAUGUUCAGUCUUACUGAAAGAAACGCCUCUCUUCAGCACUUUGGCAACUGUCAAAUGACUAAGAGGAUUUAUUUGUGAUAUUUGCCUUAUCUUUGAUCUAUCCUGAGUUUGUAUUUGUUCUGAAACUAUUGCGUUGUUCAGUGAUAUAAAUUUGACAGAUGUUUUUGUUAAUAUUCAAUAAGUUUGGAGUUGUGGUUGCAGAUUGUAUGACGAACCCAAAUGACAUACUGACAUGCCUGACGUUUAUUUGAUUGAUCAGCCUGGCAAUGUGUAUGAUUCAUUUAAAGAGUUAGCCAUCUCUUAUUAAUGCAGCCAUUCUGGUGAAAUCAGGUUGCAUCCUGGUGGGAGUUGUUUGUGCAUAAUAAUACAUUUCAUGUGGACAGUUUUGUUCAUGUAAAUUCAAAAUUGUGUAAAAUUUGAGAUAUUGCAAAUAAAGUAAUGUCAUAUACAUGCAA